AUGGAAGAUUCCCAACUUCAUGUUUCGGAAGUCUCGAACGCACUCCAGCUGGCCCAGCAGCAGCUGGAUACCGCCAGGGUCAUACAAACAAACCUCGAGGAGGCAUUGAGAAAGAAUGAACACGAAGCAGUCCAUCUGUUAACUGGGCUGGCUGAACAAUUGGAAUUGGAUCUGGGGGAUUCGGCUGUUACCUCAGUUGAAGCCAAAAUGGAAGCAGUGAAGACGCGCAUCUCGAUCUUGUUAGAACAAAGGCCUCUUGCAAUGGUUAUUGCAUGA
Protopolystoma xenopodis is the source of this 276-nucleotide messenger RNA. The record is from the annotation of a GenBank genome assembly. NCBI's taxonomy places the organism in Eukaryota, Metazoa, Platyhelminthes, Monogenea, Polystomatidea, Polystomatidae.